Arabidopsis arenosa is the source of this 1024-nucleotide messenger RNA. NCBI's taxonomy places the organism in Eukaryota, Viridiplantae, Streptophyta, Magnoliopsida, Brassicales, Brassicaceae. The record is from the annotation of a GenBank genome assembly.
CUAGCUUCUCUCUCUACCUCUCUUUCUCUAUCUUCUUCUUAUCACUACUCUCUUAUCAUGAACGAUCCUGAUAAUCCCGAUCUGACCAACGACGACUCUGCUUGGAGACAACUGACAUCUCAAGAUUCUGACUUCUUCGACAGAGACACUUCCAAUAUCCUCUCUGACUUCGGAUGGAACCUCCACCACUCCUCCGAUCAUCCUCACACUCUCCGAUUCGACUCCGAUUUAACACCAACCACCGGAGUCAAACCUACCACCGUCACUUCUUCUUGUUCCUCAUCCGCCGCCGUUUCUGUUGCCGUUACAGAGGUUUCCACCUCUAAUAAUAAUAAUCCCUCCGCUACCUCAAGUUCAAGUGAAGAUCUGGUCGAGAACUCAACCGCCUCCGCCGAGAAAACACCACCACCGGAGACACCAGUGAAGGAGAAGAAGAAGGCUCAAAAGCGAAUUCGGCAACCGAGAUUUGCAUUCAUGACCAAGAGUGAUGUGGAUAAUCUUGAAGAUGGAUACCGAUGGCGUAAAUAUGGACAAAAAGCCGUCAAGAAUAGCCCAUUCCCAAGGAGCUACUAUAGAUGCACAAACAGCAGAUGCACGGUGAAGAAGAGAGUAGAACGUUCAUCCGAAGAUCCAUCGAUUGUGAUCACAACAUACGAAGGACAACAUUGUCAUCAAACCAUUGGAUUCCCUCGUGGCGGAAUCCUCACUGCACACGAUCCUCAUAGCUUCACAUCUCAUCACCAUCUCCCUCCUCCAUUACCAAAUCCUUAUUAUUACCAAGAACUCCUUCAUCAAAUUCACAGAGACAAUAAUGCUCCUUCACCGCGGUUACCCCAAUCUACAACUGAAGAUGCACCUGCCGUGUCUAACCCAUCAGAGGAAGGCUUACUUGGUGAUAUUGUCCCUCAAACUAUGCGCAAUCCUUGAGUUAAGCUUGGUAACAACAGCUAAGGAGGUGCUAACUCAUUAUAGAAGAGAUUGCAGACCGGACAAUGCAGGGAGGAUAUAAAACCAAUAUGGCGUU